Molecule: messenger RNA, 403 nt
Organism: Merops nubicus (carmine bee-eater)
Lineage: Eukaryota; Metazoa; Chordata; Aves; Coraciiformes; Meropidae
Product: oxidative stress-responsive serine-rich protein 1-like
Exons: 3
Biological process (GO): cellular response to hydrogen peroxide
Source: RefSeq, a predicted model, not a curated record
AUGGACUUGGGAGCUAAAGAUGAAGAGGAGGAGAGUCUGCAAACAGCUUUCAAGAAGCUGAGAGUGGAUGCAGCAGGAUGUGUCGCAGCUCUGUCGGUGGGCGAGGGGCCGAUGCCGAGAGCGGCGCUGGAGGGAGCCAAGCAGCAGCCUGCCUGCCCGAAGGACACGUGGCUCGGGUGUGUGAGAAAGCCUUCCAGAGGCUCGGCACGAGUCCCCCGUCGCAGACGCUCCAAGUCUCCCGUGCUGCACGCUCCCAAGUUUACCUAUUGCAGUACAAAAGCCAACAGCCAGCUGAAACACAGAACCCAGGCAGACGCCCCGGGCAGCGUCGGUUCGGAGGCUUUUGCUGCAGCAGAACCCGGUACGAAGGACAGGCAGGAUUCUCCCCCGGCGGCCAGCGAUG